Molecule: messenger RNA, 735 nt
Organism: Letharia lupina
Lineage: Eukaryota; Fungi; Ascomycota; Lecanoromycetes; Lecanorales; Parmeliaceae
Exons: 2
Coding region: 1-735 (244 amino acids)
Source: RefSeq, a predicted model, not a curated record
AUGUAUGCUUUCAAGACAGCGAAUGGGAGUGUCUUCACUCUUGUUCUCCUAUUUGCGCUAGCGGCAACAUCUGCAUUUUUCUCUGCUGUGGAGGACCACGGCCAAUCUAAAUCCUCAGUCCAUCACAACCACGUCUCCCCGAAAUCGUCCUCUCCAUCCCCGGACAUAUCCGUUUCGCAAGCCCGGGAAGUCCAUCUACUUGAACGUACACUUCCUAAUGGAGGACCCAUACAGACCACAAACGCUCGCGAUUGGGAGAUCAGAUACCGCCAGUACUUCAGCUUCAUUAUCCCUGUCCAAGUCGCGGCCUCAGUGCUUGAGGAAUUCUAUACCAGCUGUCUCCGGCGGAUAGCCCUGAACCAAUUCCGAAACAGACCUGCCCCUGGAAAUGCUUUCACUUUUACCAUGGGCAGCGUCUUAUUGGCGUUCAGGGCCGCAGAUCCGGAUCAAGGUCUUACAUGGUCGGCGUACGAGAUGAUCAUUGAUAACUUGUUGGCCAAUGCGAGGACAGGGUUUACAGCGCCGUUCAAAGCUGAGUGGUAUCAUCCGGAUUCGAACAAGCUUGUAUUGAUAUCAAAGGGCAUUCCUGAGGAGGAGAUGCAUCAUGAAAACUCCAUCACUGGUAACAGGAAUAAUUACGAAGGCUGUUCGUAUGGCACUAUACACGUCUCGACGUCUACAAUCCAGAUUGACACAGUGAACAAAUAUCAGCAAAUCAAGAAUAUCAACCGAUAG